UUCCACGAAAGCAACUUAUAUUAAAUAUUGUACUUGAAACUUUAUCUUUGAAACAAGUUAAAUACUCGAAUUUUAUCCUUCGCAGUUGUCAGUGUUUCAUCAUAAAUAAUAUCAGAUUAUGGUAACACGAAAAUUGAAUAAUCAAUACAUAAUAACUAUUUUCAAUAUAAAUUAUUAGGAAAUUAAAAGAAAAUAAUUAAAAAUGUAUACUUUAUUUUCACAAAGUCCACUAGCAUACGUGCAACUUAUACCAAUCUUCAAUUACUUGAAUCUACUUAGUGAUUUUUUAUACACUGAAAAUAAAUUGGAAUCAUAUAAUCAACAUAAACAAAUACCAAUUGUUAAUGCACUGUAUGCAUAUUUGGAAGAUUAUAAUGAUAAUAAUCAAGCCAUGCUUAUAAAAUUAAUUCAAAAUUUAUUAAAAGGCAGUGAUCUAUAUGGAGAAGAAGAUAAUGAAAAUGUUGAUGGAAUUUUUGUUAAUACCAUGUUUGAAUAUAUCAUUAGUUCUCUUGUAUUUGAUAAAUAUGGAAAUAUUUAUGGAUUUUUAGUCGAUACAAUUCGUAAGUUAGAAAAUUUUCAAUAUGAUUAUGUUUUAAGUGUAAUAAAAGAAACACUUCAAAAUGCAACAUUCGAAAAUGAAUGUGGAUUAAAAUCAAAUCUUUCUGAAUUAGCAGUCAAUAGAAUAUAUACAGAUAUAAUUUUACCAAUUUUUCCUAAAUCAAAAACAAAUAUCAAUAUAUUGUCUCUUGAUUAUAUUUUUGCACAAGCUGGUUCAACGUAUCUUCGACUUGGAAAAAUAAAUGAUUCCUAUUCUUCUAAUUUCAUGAAAAAUAAUUUUGCAUGUUUUCAAAAUGGUUUAUUUGAUGAAUAUGUAAUAGUAGGAAACAUUGUAUGGAAUCUAAUUCAGGAUAUGAAAAUAGAUCCUCUAACUGUAAGAGUUUUUGCUCUACCAGCUCUUUUAUAUUAUACUACUACUGAAGAUAAAGUAAAAUAUGACAUGAUAACAAAUGUUAUUUUCAAUCCUCAUCAUUGGGAAGCAGCUUAUCAUAAAUUUUUCGAUUAUCUAAACAAUGCUUACAACCAAAUAGAACAUCAAUUACAAAAUGACUAUACAUAUAAAAUUCAUUUAGAAUUUUCAAAUUUUCAAAGUCGAGACGCAAUUGCAAAAUCCAUUAUCGAUUCAAAUUGUAUGUUUUUGAUUGAAGAACAGAGGAAAAAUAAAACUUUUCCUCACGUUCAACUUGAACAUUUUGAAUGUACUCCUAAAGUUAUUUCGCCCUAUAUAAACGAUUGGUAUAAUGAUCAAAUUCAUACAUUGGGUGAAAUAUAUGAGAAUUAUGAUUUACAAAUAAUAAAACAAUGUUUUAAUGAAUCUUUAGUUGCUGAUCUUAAUGGUAUUACAAUAAAAUUGAUAGUUAAUAAUAAUGAUACAGUAAAUGGCAGUUUUAAUAAUUUGCAAUAUUUAUCCCAUGAUUUGCUUGAAUUUGUUUACACUGAUAACAAAACUUCAAAAUACUAUAUUUUAAUAAGAGAAAAUUAUACUGCUACACUUAUUAAAGUGGUUGAUAAAUUUUUCAAUGAAUUAAUACGAUUAGGAAAAAGAAUUAUUUUAAAGUUUGCUAAUGAAGGAGCAAAUGAAUUUUAUGAAGAAUUAACAAAGUACAAGAAACAACGAUUCAAGUCUCAUUUUACUCUUUUAAAUUACAAUCUAAAAAAUAAUGAAUGGUGGAAAGAAUUUGGAUUAUCCUUGGUGCCAUUUUAUUCCUGUUUAUCGAAAAGUAUCAACUAUGAUAAUAAAAAAGAAAACUUGUGUGAAAAUGAUAAUAUCAAAUUUUUAAAUCAAUUUUCAGAAGAUAUAUCAUCAGAAAUAAUCAAUUUAAAUACACGAUCUCUUCUAUCUAUUUAUGGUAUAGAUAUAAAAUCAUUUUUUUUAAAGAAAUUGAUUACUAAAACUUACGCAUUAGUAGUGUCACAAAAUAAUGUUUCUAAAUUUUCAACACAAAAUAACACAUUUUAUGAACAAUUUUCAUUACACGUGGAAGAGCCUAAAUUUGAGACAAUUUCUAUAACCGAAGAAGGUAUUAAAUUAGUAUCAAUGAUUAUUUCUAAAUUAAAAGAGAAGAUUAAUUACAAUUUUACAUGUAUCGUUUAUAUGCUAAAUAAAAUAGAAUUUUUGAAACAUAGUUUUAUUAGAAAUAUUAGUGACAUUGGUGAAAAUAGAAGUAAAAAAUUACUUGUUAACACACUAAAUAAUAAUACUGGUUAUGGAUACAAGUUUAUAAAUAUUUAUAACUCAACAAUUGCAUCACUAAGAACUGAUUAUGAAUUUAAGAAUAAAAUAUUUAUUACACUAGUUUUUGAUUUUCCGCAAAAGAGAAAAAAAUUUAUUAAAUUAAAUAAUGAGACUUUUGUACAAGAAUCUAAUUAUUUUAUAUAUGAAAUUAAUAAUCAAUUACGAAGAAAGAAGACAAUACUUAAAUUUUCAGGGAUAUGGAAUAAUCACAUUAAUGAAAAAUGUUUAAAUAAUGAAUAUUUACAAUUAACGAAACAUUCUAAUGAUUGCUUGAGAUAUUGGCGUUUUGUUAAACAAUUUAAAUUAAAAGAGGGAGCAGUAAAUUUACUAAAAAAUAAAGUACAUAUUAAUGGAGAUCAUAUGGCAUCUGAGGAAGAAAUACGUAAUGAAUUGAAAAAAUAUACAUUUCCAGAUGAUCCUACAUUUUUUGUUUACUUUGUCUCAAGAUGGUUAAUUUCAAAAAAAUUUGAAGAAUCAAAUUGGAGUAAAAGUUGUAUAAUUGAUAAUUCCGAUAUUUUGAAUAAAUUGAGAUUCGAUUUACUUUUAGAAAAUAAUAAUGUAACAAUAGCCGAUGGAAAAAAUAGAAUCAAUUUAAUUUAUACGUACAGAGAAAGAUGUAAAAUUGAAGAAGAAACAUCGAUUGCAAAAAUAAUUUAUGAUUUUAAUGAUCAAAAAGCAGGUUUUUCGGUUACAUUUGAAGAUUACUAUGCUAUAAGAAAUUUUGUAACAUCAGGUGAUACAAGAAUAAGUGGCGAUACAAAUGAAGCGAAACAAAUGAAACUUGCUUUAUAUAAAUUAGCUAUAAGACAAUCUGAUGAUUUAAGAGAAGAAUUUGAUUGGAAAUUAUAUCGAUUUGAAUCAAUACCUAUUAAUAUUGCCAGUAAAAAAUUUAUCGUGGGAAAACGUGUUAUUUUUCAAAAAUUUACGCUUACCUCAACAAAUGUAAUAUCUGCCACGAGAUUUUCUUCAUAUUCAGCGCGUGGUUUCAGAAAUAUUCUUUAUGAAAUAGAAUUUACUGAUCCAUACUUUAGAGCAACAAUCAACACAAAAGUUGAACGAUUUGAACCUGUAAAUGAAAAAAAUGUCAUUCUUUUACCUGGUAGUGAAUUUGAAAUUAAAUCAAUUACAAUAGUACAAAUGAGAGGACUGGGUUAUUUUUUCAAAGUACUACUAAAUGUUCCAUCUAAAGGUAAAAUCGGAAAAUAUGAACAUUAUAAAUAUUUAAUGAGUGAAAUAACAAAAAAUAAGUUUUAAAUUUUAUAUUGAAAUAAAAUAAUUAGAAAUUUGUCUACAUAUAUUCUUUAAAUUAUAAAUUCUUUGUAAAUGUCUUUUCAUUUAAUGGAGGCAAUUUUUUUUUAAAGAAAGCAAAAAAAAUAAAUCUGUUAAUUAACCUUUUUAAUGAAAAGUUCAAUUAAAAUUUUUGAAGGCAAAUAAGUUUUCGAGCUCAUUAAAAUUUCUCUGAUAUUGCACAAAAAAAAAUAAUGAUCUUGUACAGUUGAUUACAACUUAUAAUUAGUAUAUCCACUGAUUUUAAUAAACGUUCCCUUAGCACAGAAUCUAUUAAAUAAAAAUAGAGAAGAUUUUCAUAUAUAGAUGUACGCGAGUAAAGCAAAGUAAUAAUUGCUUACCUAAGCGAAAUUUUUUUUUCAACAAAAGCUUAGUUUUCACUAGGACAAAUAGAUAAAUAAGACAUUUUUAAAAAUCAAUUAAAAUUUAUAAUUAUACAAAAAUAUUUUUAGGAUCUAUAUGACCUACUUUGCUUAAAAUUGGUACGUAAAUGUAAUUUAAUGAGUAAAUGAAUAAAUAGAAAGAAAUAGUAACAAAAAUUUUUAAUUUUAAUAUUUAUUUUAGUCGCAUGAAAUAAUAGAAAACAUGAUUUUGUCAUAUUAACUUUUUGAAGUGUUCCGUUUCAUUUGAAAUUUAAUUAGAAUAUUAUUUUCAAUUAUACGAGAUAUUAAACACUUUACAUAAGUCCUCGUUUAUUUCUCUUCGCCUCAGUGAUAUUCUCUCUCUCUCUCUCUUUCUCUCUGUCUCACUCACUCUUCACCUGCCAUUAAUUAGAAUCAAGUUUGAAACGAGUUGCCACAGUUGGGCAUAUACAUGAGACGGAAAGGAAAAUGGACGCGGCUGGAAAGUGGUCCCUUAGAGACAUUGUCGAGAGAAAGCCACACCGUUGCGAAAUUGAAUUGGAAAUUUGAGAAGGGGCUGUUGAUACCAACAAAUGUUGCAGAUACUACAAUUUAAUCUGUUUACUAUAUACCGACAAUUUUAUACUUUAGAAAAUCG
Leptopilina boulardi is the source of this 4579-nucleotide messenger RNA. RefSeq lists its product as uncharacterized. Bases 203 to 3547 code for a protein of 1114 amino acids. The record is from RefSeq and is a predicted model, not a curated record. NCBI's taxonomy places the organism in Eukaryota, Metazoa, Arthropoda, Insecta, Hymenoptera, Figitidae. The transcript is spliced from 2 exons.